Molecule: messenger RNA, 1330 nt
Organism: Prionailurus viverrinus (fishing cat)
Lineage: Eukaryota; Metazoa; Chordata; Mammalia; Carnivora; Felidae
Gene: GALR2
Product: galanin receptor 2
Exons: 3
Coding region: 121-1287 (388 amino acids)
Biological process (GO): positive regulation of cytosolic calcium ion concentration; neuropeptide signaling pathway; adenylate cyclase-modulating G protein-coupled receptor signaling pathway
Cellular component (GO): membrane
Molecular function (GO): galanin receptor activity
Source: RefSeq, a predicted model, not a curated record
AGGCUCACUCCGCCCGCAGCUCCGGCGACUCGCCUGCAGCGGCUGGAGCCGCGGGAGCUGCGCGCUCGCCAGAACUCAGACGGCGGCAGGAGCCCUGGCAGCCUCGGGGUCGGGGACGCCAUGAAUGGCUCGGGUGGCCCGCGGGCCGAGGACGCCAGUGAGGCGAAUGGCAGGGACAGCUGGCAGCCCGAGGCGGUUAUCGUGCCCAUGUUGUUCGUGCUCAUCUUCUUGGUGGGCACCGUGGGCAACGCGCUGGUGCUGGCCGUGCUGCUGCGCGGCGGCCAGGCGGUCAGCACCACCAACCUGUUCAUCCUCAACCUGGGCGUGGCCGACCUGUGCUUCAUCGUGUGCUGCGUGCCUUUCCAGGCCACCAUCUACACCCUGGACGGCUGGGUGUUCGGCUCGCUGCUCUGCAAGGCCGUGCAUUUCCUCAUCUUCCUCACCAUGUACGCCAGCAGCUUCACGCUGGCCGCUGUCUCCCUGGACAGGUAUCUGGCCAUCCGCUACCCGCUGCACUCCCGAGAGCUGCGCACGCCUCGCAACGCGCUGGCUGCCAUCGGGCUCAUCUGGGGGCUGUCGCUGCUCUUCUCCGGGCCCUACCUGAGUUACUACCGCCAGUCGAAGUUGGCCAACCUGACUGUGUGCCACCCGGCGUGGAGCGCGCCUCGUCGCCGCGCCAUGGACCUCUGCACCUUUGUCUUCAGCUACCUGCUUCCCGUGCUGGUGCUCGGCCUGACCUACGCGCGCACCCUGCGCUACCUGUGGCGAACGGUCGACCCGGUGGCCGCCGGUUCGAGCGCCCGGCGCGCCAAGCGCAAGGUGACGCGCAUGAUCAUCAUCGUGGCUGUGCUCUUCUGCCUCUGUUGGAUGCCUCACCACGCGCUCAUCCUCUGCGUGUGGUUCGGCCGCUUCCCGCUUACACCUGCCACCUACGCGCUGCGCAUCCUCUCGCACCUGGUCUCCUAUGCCAACUCCUGUGUCAACCCCAUCGUCUACGCGCUCGUCUCCAAGCACUUCCGCAAGGGCUUCCGCAAGAUCUGCGCAGGUCUGCUGCGCCGUGCCCCACGUAGAGCCUCGGGCCGCGUGUGCAUCGCCGCACAGGGGACCCACCGCAGCAGCGUCCUAGAGCGUGAGUCCACCGAGGGGACGCACGUGAGCGAGGCUGCCGGGCCCUCCUCCCCUGUGCUGGCACCUCUCAGCAGUCCCCCGGCCUUGAACCUGGUACCCGGGCCAUCCUGGCGGGACCAAGAUGCCCCCAACGGCAUCCCGGCAGUGAAUGCGACCUGAGGGCACUUAUUGAGGAAAGAGAGUGGCAAAGGCACCAGAGGCA